AUGGCUGCCGGGCGGAUUCCUCCUCUACUCCUUGCUCAGUCCGAUUUUUUGAUCCAGAGUGUCAAGAAUGAAAUUGAAGGGAAGGUAGUAGCAAAGAUGAAUUUGGAUGAAAAGAAGCUGACGGCUUCUUUUCUCUGGAUAGCAAUCAUCUCUUCUUUCGGAUUUGCCCAGUAUGGUUACAACAUCUGGGUAGUCUACUCACCGUCCGUGCUGAUACGAGACGUCUAUCAGUUAGAUCCAGAAGGUGUGGAGGUCACAAACAGAGACCCCCAGCACAUGCUGUUAAUAAUGGCGUUCUCCAUGAGCAUGUUCCCCAUCGGAGCCGUAGCUGGGGCUCUUCUGGUCGGACCCAUGGUGGAUAAAUUUGGCAGGAAAGGUGCCUUGGUGCUGAACAGCUUUUGCUCCACAAUUGCCUGUUUGUUCAUGGUUGGUGCCAAUAUGGCUCGUUCGUUCGGAUUUAUUAUGUUUUCACGCUUUCUCAUGGGAAUAACCAUGGGUGUAUACUCCAGUACGGUGCCAUUGUACCUCACAGAGAUCUCUCCAGUGGAUUCAAGGGGAAUCAUCGGCAUGCUGCCACACUUCUUUCUAGUCUUAGGCGUCCUGAUCGCUCAGAUACUUGCUUUUCGUGAAAUCAUGGGGAACGCUGAAGGUUGGCCAAUUGUGAUGAGCCUCUCUGGUAUACUGGCAUUAUUCCAGUCCAUCCUCAUGCCUGCCUUUCCCGAAAGCCCCAGGUAUUUGCUGAUUGUGAAGAAAGAUGAAGAGCAAGCAAGGCAAGCCCUGAAGCAGCUGAGAUUCAACCAGGAUGUGGAGGGUGAGAUCGAAGAGAUAUGGGAGGAGAAUGCGCAUGAGGUGGAAGAUGAAGACAUGAAUGCCCUGAAGCUGGUCUGCUAUCAAAAACUCCGGUGGCAAGUCCUGUCCAUCAUUAUCUUGAUGGCCGGCCAGCAGCUCUCGGGGGUCAAUUCGGUAUACUACUAUACAGAGAGAGUCUACCUGUCCACAAACAUAGGGUCGGAAAAUGUCCGAUACAUCAGUGCAUCCUCAUCCAUCCUUAUCUUGAUCGGAAUGGGGUUCGCGCUGACUAUUGUGGACUCCAAGGGGCGGAAGGUCCUGCUUCUUGUCGGCUUUGCCAUCUGCAGCGUCCUCUGUAUUGUGUUAACCGUGAUGAUCGAACUUCAGGUUGGUCGCGCAAAAUCUCAAGCAAACACUUACUUCCAUGCAUGA
Messenger RNA from Sceloporus undulatus (fence lizard), 1221 nucleotides. Its product is annotated as solute carrier family 2, facilitated glucose transporter member 5-like. Bases 1 to 1221 code for a protein of 406 amino acids. The transcript has 10 exons. The record is from RefSeq and is a predicted model, not a curated record. Gene Ontology annotation, molecular function: hexose transmembrane transporter activity. Gene Ontology annotation, cellular component: membrane. Gene Ontology annotation, biological process: monosaccharide transmembrane transport. NCBI's taxonomy places the organism in Eukaryota, Metazoa, Chordata, Lepidosauria, Squamata, Phrynosomatidae.